Molecule: messenger RNA, 1551 nt
Organism: Penaeus vannamei (Pacific white shrimp)
Lineage: Eukaryota; Metazoa; Arthropoda; Malacostraca; Decapoda; Penaeidae
Product: WD repeat domain phosphoinositide-interacting protein 4
Biological process (GO): nucleophagy; protein localization to phagophore assembly site; protein lipidation
Cellular component (GO): extrinsic component of membrane; cytosol; phagophore assembly site membrane
Molecular function (GO): phosphatidylinositol-3,5-bisphosphate binding; protein binding; phosphatidylinositol-3-phosphate binding
Source: RefSeq, a predicted model, not a curated record
CCGAACAAAGUCAACAAACGCAGUUGAGACGAAGUUCCUGAAACGCACGUAGUGGAAGGUGGAAAAUAAUAACACACAAAUCUCACUUAUUACCUCUCCUCUCACGUUUGUAGGACGCUUCAUACAUCUACUACCAAAUCAAGUAGAUAGGUUUGGUCUUUAUUAUUGCUUUUAUUAUACGAAAUUCCUCCAGACGCCCAUGCAACUUAUAGAUACAAUGGCGCAAAGAGAGAAGGUUCACAGCUUGCGAUUCAACCAAGACCACGGGUGCUUCAUAUGCUGUAUGGACAAUGGUGUUCGAAUAUACAAUGUGGAGCCACUUGCAGAAGAAUUACAUUUGAAAGAAAGCUUGGCUGGAAGUGUUGCACAUGGAGAAAUGUUGCAUAGAACAAAUUUACUGGCAAUAGUAGGAGGAGGAGCUGUUCCUAAGUAUGCUGACAAUACAGUGCUAAUCUAUGAUGACAGAACAUCAAGAUUCGUCCUUGAGUUUACCUUCUCUGCUCCAGUUUUGUCUGUUAGACUGCGUAAAGAUAGGCUAGUUGUUGUGUGCUGCCGACAGAUUCAUGUCUUUUCAUUCCCGCAUUCCCCACGGAGACUUUUCACCUGCGAGACUCGUGACAAUCCCCUAGGUCUUUGUGAAGUGUCUCCUCUACCUUCUGCUGACAGACACAUCCUCUGCUUCCCAGCCCAUAAAGUUGGAGCUGUCCAAUUAGUGGACCUUCUUACAACAGAGUCAACCGUGUCCCAAGCACCUCUCACAGUACAGGCACACAAGAGUGAGUUAGCAUGCCUCAGUGUGAACAGAGAAGGGACCCUGCUUGCUACGGCAUCACACAAGGGUACUCUUAUUAGGGUGUGGGACACUGCCAGGCGCGUUUUGCUGGCAGAAUUACGGAGGGGUUCAGACCCUGCAACAUUAUAUUGCAUUAACUUUAGUGGUGAUAGCGAGUUUUUGUGCUGCUCCAGUGACAAGGGAACAAUCCACAUAUUUGCCCUCAAGGACACAAAACUAAACCGCCGUUCAACAUUUUCACGAAUGGGGUUCCUUGGCGGGUAUAUGGAAUCCCAGUGGGCCCUUGCCAAUUUCACCGUCCCUCCUGAGUGUGCCUGUGUCUGCGCCUUUGGGACUAGUUCCACUGUUUAUGCAAUAUGUGUGGACGGAACAUUCCACAAAUACGUUUUCAAGGCAGAUGGAUGCUGUAAUCGAGAGUCAUUUGAUGUCUACUUAGACCUUGUGGCAGAUGACGAGUUUUAAAACGUAGGGAGGACAGGGAUUUAAAUAUCUUUUUUCCAUAUAUCAGAUGUAUUUAAGACUUGGUUUGCAUUUUGCUCUCACUUACACAAAAAUUCUAUGGUACUUUGUGGUUUUCGUGAUCAUAAUAACUUUAUGUUCAUGUGAUGCAGAAUGUCUGUUUGGAUGUACUGUGUUGUAAAUUGUAAUAGAUCUUUUUUAUAUGAUUAUUAUUGAUAUUAGAUAUGUUUGAUGUAAUUUGGGCAUUAUUUACUUCCACAUUUUUUUUUCUCUCUCUCUUUCAAUAAAAAAGUUUAUAA